CUCUCCACAGCAGCAAGAUGUCAGAGGUGGAAAAUGCUUUCCGUAAAUUUGCAGUAUACGGCGAUACAUCUGCCAGUGGCAACGACAUGACGGGGAAAAACUUCUCCAAGAUGUGCAAAGAGUGUGGGGUGAUGGAUGGGAAAGCCGUGACCAGCACUGAUGUUGACAUCGUAUUCAACAAAGUCAAGACCAAGGGUGCCCGCACCAUCACCUUUGCUGAAUUCCAGCAGGCCAUGAAGGAGCUCUGCUGCAAGCGCUUCAAGGGCAAAUCGCCAGAGGAAGCGCUGCAGGCUGUGUAUGGCCUCAUCGAGGGGAAGGAACCCGGCAGCGUGGGCACCACGAAAGCCACCAAGGCUGGUGGGGUCGAGAGGCUGACAGACACUAGCAAAUACACCGGCAGCCACAAAGAGCGCUUUGAUGAGAGUGGCAAAGGGAAGGGUCUUGCUGGCCGCAAGGAUCUGACUGACAACAGCGGCUACGUUGGAGCCUACAAGGGAGCUGGCACGUACGACCAGAAGCACUAG
Molecule: messenger RNA, 524 nt
Organism: Pelecanus crispus (Dalmatian pelican)
Lineage: Eukaryota; Metazoa; Chordata; Aves; Pelecaniformes; Pelecanidae
Product: tubulin polymerization-promoting protein family member 2
Biological process (GO): positive regulation of protein polymerization; microtubule polymerization; microtubule bundle formation
Cellular component (GO): microtubule
Molecular function (GO): tubulin binding; calcium ion binding
Source: RefSeq, a predicted model, not a curated record